AACGGCAUUCUAAAACCCUAAACUACCUUUCUUCAAGACAAUAAACCCUUCAAUUAGGCAUGCUUACCAAUCCCAACACUUUCUUGUAAUUUUCCAACCUCACAAUUUUCAUUUCUCCCUUUCAUUUUCCCGAGAAACAAACACUUUCAUUUUUUUUUUCUCUCUCUCUCUUUUUUCAGUUUUCGCUUCACCCGCCCUGCCCAAAUUUCCAUGCUCAAUCACAUACACCGAUGGCAAAAGCCUCUCCUUCACACAGAAAAAUCCCGAAUUCUCUCAUCCCUAACUUCCCUCAUCUUCUGCAAGCCCUCCGUCUCCGCCGCAAAGAUCGACAACGACCUUCCCAUCGUCGUCCAGAAUCCCAGAGCCGACGCUGUUUCUGAAAUCCUAUCAGGUUUGAAGAGCUUGGGCUUGAAAUGCUUUCUCGGAGGGGAUUACUUUAGAACUAUUUUCUCUACUUUGAAUCAAAAUCAGGUGGAUUCAGUUAUCGAUACUUUGAGAAUGGAAAACCCGGAAUUUGCUUUGGGUUUCUUUUUUUCUUUGAGGAAUGUGUAUGCGUUUCGUCAUUCUAGGUUUUCCCGGCUCGUCAUCUCUCAUAUUUUGGCGUCGAAAGCUUGGUUCGAAGAAUUUCGUUUGGUUAUAAAGCAACUGGUUGAAGAGGCAGGCUCUGGGUCUGCGCCAUCUGUUUGUGAUUUGCUCUUGAGUAGAUUUAGGAACUGGAAUGCAAAUGCCUUGGUAUGGAAUAUGUUAGCAUUUGCGUAAACAAGAUGUGAGAUGGUUCAUGAUGCUCUCUUUGUACUUGCUAAGAUGAAAGAUUUGAACUUGCCUGUUUCGUUGUUGAGCUAUAACUGUCUGCUGUACAACUUGAGGCACACGGAUUUUAUGUGGGAUGUAUAUGAUGAAAUUAAGUUAAGUGGACUCACUGAAAAUGAAUACACUAGUUCCAUAGUUGUAGAUGGUCUAUGCAAGCAGUCUAAGUUACAAGAUGCAAUUUCGUUCCUGAGGAAUACUACAGGGAAGGAGCCUGGACCUUCUUCACUGUCGUUCAACACGAUUAUGUCGAGGUUUUGUAAAUUGGGUCAUGUGGAUGUUGCCAAGUCCUUUUUUUGUAUGAUGUACAAGUGUGGACUACUUCCUGAUUCCUACAGUUACAAUAUAAUUAUACAUGGGCUAUGUGUAGCCGGUUCGAUGGAGGAAGCAUUAGAGUUCACAGGUGACAUGGAGAAGCAUGGAUUAGAGCCUGAUGUAGUAACUUGCAACAUUCUUGCAUAAGGGUUCCAUCUACUUGGUUUCAUGGGUGGAGCUUGAAUGGUCAUGCAGAAAAUGUUGCUUAAAGGGUCUAAUCCAGAUCAUGUCACAUAUACAAGCCUGAUUUGUGGGCAUUGUUGCGCAGGGGACAUAGAUAAAGCCCUUAAGCUGCGGGAUGAGAUGCUAUCACCGCGUUUUCAGUUGAGUGUCCUGGUGUAUAGUGUAUUGCUUAGCUCUUUGUGUAAGAGUGGGCAUGUUGAAGUCGGGUUGAAAUUGCUUUAGGAAGCCUUUGGAUUGAAACCAGAUCUUAUAACAUAUUCUAUCCGAAUUAAUGGCCUCUGCAGACAAGGUCAUGUUCAAAGGGAUUGUCAACUAUACAAGAAAAUGUGCUUGAAGAGAAUCUUUCGAUUGGGCUUACGUGAGAAAGGGAAUAUGUCCGAGGCAAGGAAAUAUUUUGAUACUCUUAACAGCAGGGACUUGAUGUGUGAUACCAUUUUGUAUGAAAUAAUGUUCGAUGGGUAUGUGAAAAUAGGUAAGAUUUCGGAGGCUGUACAGAUAUACAGACAAAUGAUUGAAAGGGCCACUCCUAGUAUUGUCACUUUCAAUACUUUUAUGUACGGAUUCUGUAAAAUUGGAAAACUUGCCGAGGCUCACAACCUUUUGAAUUCUGAAGAAGGAAAGAUUGGUGGCAUGCUUGAAUUGCUACACAAGAUGGAAGCAGAAGGCGCAACACCAACUCAUGUAACUUACACUGUUGUCAUCAAAGGACUUUGUAAACAGUGGUAGCUGCAAGAGACUUUACAGUGAGUUGGGACAAUGUAUUCUAGGGGUUUAGUUCCCGAUCAAAUCACUUAUAAUACCAUCAUCAAUUACUUUUGUAAAGCCAAGGACUUUACAAAAGCAUUUCAGUUACUCAAUGACAUGUUAUCCCAUAAUCUUGAGCCCACUCCUGUCACAUACAAUGUUCUCAUCAAUGGUCUUUGUGUAUAUGGUGACCUAAAGAUUGCCGACAAUCUACUAGUUCUCCUUGAAGAACACCAUCUGAACCUGACAAAAGUUGCUUAUACCACAAUAAUUAAAGCACAUUGUGCAAAGGGUGACGUGAGCAGGGCAAUGGGGAUCUUCCGACGAAUGGUGGUGAAAGGAUUUGAAAUAUCAAUAAGAGAUUAUAGUUCUGUGAUAAAUAGAUUGUGCAAAAGGUAUCUAGUAACUGAAGCGAAAUAUUCUUUUAACAUGAUUUUAACUGAUGGCGUUGCUCCUGAUCAACAACACUAUGAGGUGAUGCUUAAUGCCUCCCAGCGAAUUGGUGAUGUCAAUUCAGUGCUUGAGAUUCUUGCUAAGUUGAUAAAAGUCUAGAAAGUCAACUCUUUAUCGUGUUACCAUUGAAAACUAGCCUCUGGUUGGCUGAUAAAGAAGUUGAAUGGACGAGGUAACUCUGUGCAGAUUAACAAGCUUCUCAUUCAACUUUGAAGUGCAAAAUUCCAGUUUUUGCUGCCCAGAUGAAUCUGACUCUGCCUUGUUCGAGCUCAGAAGCCAAGGUCUCCAUAACGAAUGAGCUUUAUGAACCAAUCUGACUUCCUUCCUCAAGUGGCGCGGAUAGUCCGCUACAAAGCACCAAAGGUGUUGAAAUCACAUUUCCAAGCUGAAGCGUUGGCGACAUGCAUCCUUCUGAGCAUUUGGUUCUCUGCAGAGCUGGAACAAGGAGGGAAUGUUCUCAUUCUUGAAGGUGGGAGAUCUUGGGAGAUGAGGGAAGUGAACAAGUUUGGAGGAUGACUCAAGGUCCUGCAGCUAAGCUACCCGUCAUCCACCAUGGAAGUAAUGAAAGCAGGGGAAUGGGAGAAUGAACCGUGAAUGACGGGAUCUCGAAGCUUACUGAGAGCAUUGAUGAUGGGGAAUUUUCCAUCGUUAUCAAUAUUCCAGAUGUUCUCAGCACUGCGACUAUGUUGGGGUGGGGGAAGGGAAGGGGAGGACCAAUGUACUUGGAUCUGGUGGUGCUGGGUAGGUGGAGAAAACAGUGGUGAUAGUUUGGAGGUUUAUGGGGGUGACUA
Morus notabilis is the source of this 3293-nucleotide messenger RNA. Its product is annotated as putative pentatricopeptide repeat-containing protein At1g13630. NCBI's taxonomy places the organism in Eukaryota, Viridiplantae, Streptophyta, Magnoliopsida, Rosales, Moraceae. The record is from RefSeq and is a predicted model, not a curated record. Gene Ontology annotation, molecular function: protein binding.